This is a messenger RNA of Boleophthalmus pectinirostris (great blue-spotted mudskipper), 5493 nucleotides long. Its product is annotated as protein TANC1-like. The record is from RefSeq and is a predicted model, not a curated record. Gene Ontology annotation, molecular function: protein binding. Lineage: Eukaryota; Metazoa; Chordata; Actinopteri; Gobiiformes; Gobiidae.
AUGUUCAGAGCUGUCUUUGGAAACAAGAAAGAGGGUAAAGGCAAAGAUGGAGGGAAAAAGAAUCAGAAGAAUGCAGGAGCAGAGGUGCAGGCUCACAGCUCCACACACUGUAAAGAGCGGGACCGGAGCCAAAGAGGAAGAAAACUGUCCCGUUUGACCAAAGGCGUGUCAAUUUCUCUCCCCUCCUCUCCUUUGCUCCCUCGACCGGCCGACUUGGCACUCUCCCAGUCCUGCAUCCGAUUCCCAGCUUGGGUAAAGAAGCCGGACUAUGCCGACAGCUCUUACAGCGCCUCGUGCCGUGGCAGAGCAGACCACAGAGACCUCCACGUGGCGCCCCAGUUGGGCUCCUCCCUUUCUACCCAGGAACUGAUGACCAGACUAUGCUUCUUAUUGGGAGAAGCAUCGCCCGGCUCUAGGUCCCCUAUGGAGGACAGGAGGGAGAGGAAGUGUGACAUCUCCAUGCUGGGGGGCAGUCCCAGUUCCACUCUGACCUGCAGCACGGCGUCCCCGUGCUCAGAGAGUCCCUGCUCCACUCUGGGCACUGCUCCAGGAGGGAAGUGUCUGCCCCAACCUUUAGCUCCACUGUCCCCCCACAGCAGCUGCAGCCCCUGUGGCACUCUCUCCAGUCCCACAAGCCUGGCCCCCUCCACAGCUCUGCUCCCCGGAAACAUCCCUGGCCCUACUGCUCAAAGCCCCACCUCCACCCUGGAGAGCAAGGAUAGUGGGAUCAUAGCGACCAUCACCAGCUCUUCAGAGAAUGAGGAACGUGGUGCAGAUUUACCUAAAGAUGACGGGCCAGGGGGUGGUGCAGGGGUAAUGGGCCAUGCCACCGAAGAACGUCAUUCUGGGUCCAGCAAGGACAAUUUGGCUGUCCAAUCAGAUGAGAUCAUACCUCGAGCUGAAAUCACGGAGACCAGGACGCCACCUGCGCCCAAAAGACCUCUACCACAACACCAUGUACACGGGACCUCCUCCCUGGUGAUGCAGCGCCCUAAUUCAGUGGCAGCAACCAGCACCACCAGACUGGAGGAUCUGAGCUUUCUGGACAAUCAGCGGCCCGCGGGACAUCGAGCGUCUGUUCGCAAACAUCACACAGCUGGGCGUGCAAAUGACGAAUCUAAAGGUAAACUGGCUCUGUUCAAACAAGCCGACAUCAUGCUGAAGCCCUUGUUAUUUGAAGUCCCGGGGAUGACAGCAGAGACUCCGUUUGUGGGCCGCGAUUGGCUGUUUGUCCGUCUGGAGGAGGUCCUAAAGAAGAGCAGCAGCUGUGAGGGGCGUGGGGCGGUGAUCGUGGGGAACGCUGGAUCAGGGAAGACUGCGAUCAUCUGGCAGCUCGUCAAUCUCAGCUGUCAUGGCCACCGCACACCACAGGCAGUGACAAACAUGCCCCACAGCCCAGGAGCAUCACCUAAAUGUGGAGAUAAACACUCUAAAUCAGGAUCCAAACCAGAGUCCCAGUCCAACCUCAGCGCUGGAGCCAGUGAAGGCAGAAAGGAGGCUGUCAGAGCACUCACUGCAAAGGUGGUGGCUUAUCAUUUCUGUCAGGCUGACAACACAUACACUUGCCUGGUGCCAGAGUUUGUGCACAGUGUCGCCGCCCUGCUGGCCAGAGCACCACAGCUCACCCCUUACAGAGAACUACUGGUCCAGGAGCCACAUAUCCAAAAUGCACUGAGUCUGCGGUCCUGCGUCCAAGAUCCCAUCUCAGCUUUUAAGAAGGGAGUACUGGAGCCUUUAACGACUUUGCGCAAAGAGAAGAGGCUGCCUGAUGAGGACUACAUCAUUUUGGUGGACAGUCUGAACGAGGCAGAGUUUCAUAAACCAGAUUAUGGUGACACCAUUGCAGCCUUCAUCACCAAAAUAAUCUCCAAAUUUCCACAUUGGCUCAAAUUGGUGGUAACUGUCAGGACCGGCCUUCUGGAAAUCACCACUCUCCUCCCUUUUUCCGGCAUCUCUUUGGACAUUUUGCCAGACAGCAGUGACCUGGGGGCCGACCUUAGCGAUUACAUUCACCACCGGGUCAACAACAGCUCUCGCGUCGCCGCCAACGUCACCACGGCAACAGGCACCACCCCCGACCUGCUCCUGCUCAGUAAAUUCAGCAGCCACCUGUCCUCUCGGAGCAAUGGGUCUGUCCUGUACCUCCAGCUCACAUUGGACCUGUUUCAUAAGGGACACCUGGCCAUAAAAGGAGGGAACUAUCUAGUCGUGCCUGUUUCAUUGUCAGAGGUUUAUCUGCUCAUGUGCCGUGCAAGUUUCCCGGAUAAAGAGGCAUUUGAACGUGUACUUCCUGUUUUGAACGUGACGCUGGCGUCUCUUCACCCUCUAACUGACGAGCAAAUGUUCAGAGCGCUGAAUGCAGGCAGCGUGAGCGGGGGCCUGGAGUGGAGCGACUUCCAGCAGAGAUUGGACAGUCUGGCUGGAUUCAUGGUUCGGCGAAGGGACGGCACGCGUAUGCUGUGUCACCCGUCCUUCAGGGAGUGGCUGGUUUGGAGAGCAGAUGGAGAGAGCAAUGACUUCCUCUGUGACCCGAGGAGCGGGCAUGCACUGCUGGCCUUCAUGUUCUCUCGACAGGAGGGCAAACUCAACAGGCAGCAGACCAUGGAACUAGGACACCACAUUCUCAAGGCUCAUAUAUUUAAGGGCCUGAGUAAGAAGACGGGUGUUUCAUCCAGUGUUUUGCAGGCCAUGUGGGUGAGCUGCAGCACUGACUCUCUCUCUGCGGCUCUGGCCUCCCUCAGGAACCUCUACACACCAAACAUCAAGGUGAGUCGUUUGCUGAUGCUAGGUGGUGCUAGUGUGACCUGGUGCACAGAGGUGGUGGGUCACGCCCCGAUUCUGGCAGUGCACACCCAUCUGGGACAUUUGGAGAUGGUCACUCUGCUGCUGGAGAUGGGGGCUUCAGUGGAUGGGACCACAGACAGCGGCAUGACCCCCCUGUGUUUGGCAGCGUCCGCGGGCCACACCGACAUCGUCAUCCUCCUCUGCAAGAAAGGAGCUAAGGUGGGGCACGCCGAUAAGAGUGGGCAGUGCGCGCUGGUUCACGCCGCCCUCAAAGGCCACAGCGAGAUCAUCAACAACCUGCUGGGGCAAGACUGGGGACCAGACAACCCCCCCGAAACUGAGCAGCACCAUGGCAACGAGAGCAUAACCACGAAGAAGCAAGCUACGCAACAGGCGCUAACAGCUGCUGCGAGCUUAGGACACACACAGGUUGUGAGGAGCCUGCUGGACUUGAAAGACGAACAGCUGGCGGUGCAGAUGGACGCUCACGACUCUCUCUGGGGAGAAACCGUUCUGAGCGCAGCAGCAGGGAGAGGGAGGAUGGAGAUAUGCUCGUUACUCCUGGACCAAGGGGCGGGGCUUGAAGUGGCCAAUCGCAGAGGGAUGGUCCCACUGCUCAGUGCAUCAAAGCAUGGACACACUCAGGUUGCUGAGAUGCUGAUUAAACAAGGUGCUGACAUCAAUGUAACAGAUAAACAGGGCCGUAAUGCUCUGAUACUGGCCGCUUCAGAGGGUCACACAGGCACCCUGGAUCUCCUCAUGGCAAAAGGUGCUUCCCUGUCCUCUGUCGAUCAGGAGGGUCUGACUGCUCUCAGCUGGGCCUGUAUAAAGGGGCAGAAAGCCGCAGUUCAACACCUGGUGGAGGCUGGAGCCGACCUGAACCAGCCUGACAGACAAGGGCGCACUCCUCUGGACCUCGCCGCUCUUAAUGGAGACGCAGAGACAGUGCACUGUUUGGUGGAUCAUGGUGCUGUGUUGGAGCGGACUGAUCACAAUGGGACUCGGGGCUCAGAGCGUUCGGGAGGAUGCCAGAACCCCGCCCUCGUGGCCUCUCUGCUCAAAAAGGGCUCCAAAAUGGGCUACAGGACGGCUCCUCACGAUCGAUCAGGCCAUGCUACCUGGGCCAUGGCUUCGUCCAAACCAGAUAUUCUGCUGAUCCUGCUGCAGAAGCUCAUGGAGGAGGGAAACAUGCUCUACAAGAAAGGGCGUAUGAAGGAGGCUGGGCAGAGAUACCAGUAUGCCUUGAGGAAACUGCCACGUGAGGGACAGGGAGAGGAGCUGAAGGGGCUUCGGGAUCUGCGGGUCUCUCUGUAUCUCAACCUCUCGCGCUGCCGGAGGAAAACCAAUGACUUUGGUCUCGCAGAGGAUUUUGCCACCAAAGCUCUGGAGCUGAAGCCAAGAUCGUAUGAGGCGUUUUAUGCCAGAGCCCGCGCCAAGAGGAGUAGCAGACAGUUCGCUGCAGCUCUGGCCGAUCUCCAUGAAGCAGCACGACUGAGCCCGUCCAACCGGGAGAUCCGUCGGCUUUUGGCUCGAGUCGAGGAGGAAUGUAAACAUCAUCAGAAAGCUCAAAGCGGCGCUGCGGUCCAGAGCCUGAGCCGAGACACGCACAGCCACCACCUCCACACCGGAGACGAGGAGCACGACGUGUUCUCCCAGGGCAGCCCAGAGAGGCCCAUCCCUGUCGACCACAGUGACCCGGAGCGUGAUGAUGAUAAAGACGACUGCGAUGAGCUGAUCCUGCCCUGUGGAAAAAGCCCGGAGUUUUGGCCUCUGAAUCCUUACGCUCCCAACAGGACUCUACCAGGAAGCUUCGGCCUGUCCGACCCAUCCCCCUGCUUCUCUCCGGACGAGUACCCGCUGUUUGGGGACUUACCUGAGCCUGUGCCCUCCCUCAGCAGACAGGGCAAUCGGACACACCUACAAAGCUACUCCCUACAAUCAGGACGAGUGGGGGGUAGACCACUAUCUCUGUGUGGGCCAUCUAGUCCUCUCCCAGGGAGGCACAUGUCCACAUCUUUAAGACCAGCUCCUUUGCUUGGCAUUGAUAUUGGCCCGGUAUCUUCAACAGACCACCCCGGACUCAGCCCCACCGAGCGAUAUCACCCUUUGUCUCCGAGCAGCUCCUCGCCUCCUGCCCCGAUUCACAUGUACCAACCUCGCUCCUCUAGCUUCUCCAGGGGGGCAGAUAGACUCUCGACCCACGCGCCCACCCCGGACAGCCUGGCGUUGGCUCUUGGUUCUGGCAUGGAGGUGCGCAGAGAAGUGGGCACUGCUGGGUCAAGGGGUUCCAGCUCAAGUCAAGCCUCGAGCGGGAAUCUAUCGGAUAAGGAAGCGCCAUGUCCGAUCAAGAGCAGUGGCAGCUUCAAAGCCAAGGAUGUAAAACCGCGUCCUUUUAUGGGGGUUAUGGACAAAUCAGUGAGGGUGCAGGGCCAGCAGAGCACCAGUCUGAGCCGUCCCAGCGAGGAGGGGGGGGCGGACGCUUUCGGAAUGUCGGUUAUGGAGUUUCAGGGGCACAAUGACUACAGACGCGCUUCGUUCCAGGACCAGAUUUGUGGGAGCAGCGGUCAACAGCGUGAAGCCAGAACCUCGCAGUCCCAACUCCGCUUCCCAGAUGGGCGACACAGACCGCCAAGCUUGACCCGAGAUAACCCCGCUCUCCACAUGGCGCCCAUCAAACCCAAGCGCUCCUUUAUAGAGUCCAACGUCUGA